AUGUUGUACUUGGCAGGUUUAGCAUUCGCUUACUUGGCGCUUGCAGAUCCAAAAUCGUGCACCAACUCUCAAAAUUGUGCAUCUGGAAAUAACUGUCUAGAUGUCAAUAUAAAUGGCCAGCAAAAAGAGGUUUGCACAAAAUGCGAGGCCACCCACGUCCCGGUCGAGGGGGCGUGCCAGGCGAAGGACGGGCAGGACAAGUGCACGCCGCAGGACGCCCCCGACGGGACCUGCAAGGCGUGCCAGGGGAGCACCUACCUCUACAGCGGAGGAUGCUACGCCGCGUGCCCCGACGGGACCUAUGCAGAUGCCGGGGUCUGCCAACCCUGUGAAGCCUCCUGCGUAAAGUGUGAGAAGAAGGACGCAGGCACCCGCUGUGUGAAGUGCCAGGCCACCCACGUCCCGGUCGAGGGGGCGUGCCAGGCGAAGGACGGGCAGGACAAGUGCACGCCGCAGGACGCCCCCGACGGGACCUGCAAGGCGUGCCAGGGGAGCACCUACCUCUACAGCGGAGGAUGCUACGCCGCGUGCCCCGACGGGACCUAUGCAGAUGCCGGGGUCUGCCAACCCUGUGAAGCCUCCUGCGUAAAGUGUGAGAAGAAGGACGCAGGCACCCGCUGUGUGAAGUGCCAGGCCACCCACGUCCCGGUCGAGGGGGCGUGCCAGGCGAAGGACGGGCAGGACAAGUGCACGCCGCAGGACGCCCCCGACGGGACCUGCAAGGCGUGCCAGGGGAGCACCUACCUCUACAGCGGAGGAUGCUACACCGCGUGCCCUCAGGGAACACCAAACUCUGAGACUAACACAUGCGACGGAGUCCCCGCCCCUGAUUGCAAUCUCCCCAACUGCGAGGUGUGCUCGGAUGACAAGCAGACGUGCACAAAGUGCCAAGGUAACUACUUCCUCACUCCAGAGAAGAACGCUUGCUUGGCGUCUUGUCCGGCCGGGUCGUACGCGGUUGGGCAAACGUGCGGGCCCUGCGACCCCUCCUGUGCGGAGUGCAGCGGGGCCGGCGCUUCCAAGUGCACGGCCUGUCCCGCCGGGAAGAUGCUGAGGUACGCCGACGAGAGCAAUCCUACAGACGGCACGUGCGUGGAGCAAUGCGUGGAGGGUCCAGAGUGCGAGACGUGCGGCCUAACAAUUGGAGGUACCAAGUACUGCUCGAAGUGCAAGGGGAGCAACGUGCCGCUCAAUGGCGUCUGCACGAGCAAUGCGGCCAGGACUCGGUUCUGCACCACUGCCGCUGACGGUGCCUGCACGGCCUGCGCCGCCGGAUACUUCAUCCAGGAGGGCGGGUGCUACCAGACGACGAGGCUCCCCGGGAAAAGCAUCUGCACGACUGACAGUGGAGGGAAAUGCCAAACAUGUGCGAAUGGACAAAACCCAAACAGCGGGACCGGAGUGUGCCCGCUGUGCGACUCCACCUGCAAGACGUGCGCAGCAGGACAGACACAGCAGUGUCAAACUUGCUUCUCUGGGUACUAUAAGUCUGGAACAAAGUGUGUGAAGUGUGAUGCUAGUGACAGCCAAAUUACUGGCGUGACCAAUUGCGUGAGUUGUGCUCCACCAUCUGGUGAUAGCGGUUCUGUCACCUGCUAUGUGAAGAUGGAUGGCACUGACAACGGCGGAAGCGUCAACAAGAGUGGCCUUUCUACCGGCGCGAUCGCGGGCAUCUCUGUUGCUGUGAUUGUUGUUGUUGGUGGUCUUGUGGGCUUCUUGUGUUGGUGGUUCCUGUGCCGCGGAAAGGCAUAG
Molecule: messenger RNA, 1752 nt
Organism: Giardia duodenalis
Lineage: Eukaryota; Fornicata; Diplomonadida; Hexamitidae
Product: VSP
Exons: 1
Coding region: 1-1752 (583 amino acids)
Source: RefSeq, a predicted model, not a curated record